Molecule: messenger RNA, 1666 nt
Organism: Papilio polytes (common Mormon)
Lineage: Eukaryota; Metazoa; Arthropoda; Insecta; Lepidoptera; Papilionidae
Exons: 3
Coding region: 231-1493 (420 amino acids)
Source: RefSeq, a predicted model, not a curated record
UCGCCUAAUCAGUACUAAAAAUUACAAUAUAACGAGUGAAUGGAUACUGCCCAGUGAACUUUCACAGUGUAUAAUGUAAACGUAUUUGAGUAUAUCCGGUCAGACAAAACGCUCACGACCCGUGACCAUCAAUACUAGGGUCGACAGAGUCUGUCAUUGCGCUGUGGACACCCGGCCUAGCUGGACGAAUACUUCGGGAUUAUGCAACGUUGUUAUAAGAGACCGAAAAUAUGAAGAAAUACCUAAAAAUGGUUGUCUUUUGGAUGGCAGUAGUGCUGCAAGUGGCGAGUUCCUUCGAUAUUCAACCACCAUCUCAAGACCACGACGAAUUAGCAGAUUCAAUUAGAGGUCGGCGAGGGGUUAUUGAAGAAGAAAAGUUUUUUAGUGUCAAUUCUGAUAUGAGAAACGUCAACAUAAAUCAACAUACACCAUGGCUUCCUAGCGCUUUGCAUUCCGAGGAAGACCCUACUACUAAAAUAUCUAUUACUAACGAAGUUAAAGAUUCUUUAUCACAUCAAACAACUGAAAGAGUUACAGAUAAACCUAUUGGACGUGGCGCGAGAGCUUCCAAUGAAAACUGGGUUAAAUUACCCUUCCCUGACGAAGAGAAAUCCAGAGAUAGCAUCCUAACUCCGCCAAAACCAACAGGCGAUCUUAUAAACUCACGUAUGCCACGAGUUAACUUUGUCACCCAAAAUAAAGCUUUAGAAACAUCUGAAUCCCGAAACAAUAGAGAAUCGGUGCAAAGAUCAACUCAAACAGAUAAUAUAAGAACCGAAUUCGUUCGACCAGAUGAAGAUGAUUUGAUGAAAAAACCUAUAUAUCCUAGACAAGCAGUCUACUACCCCGAGGAUCCUAGAAGAAUGUACGAAGAUCGAUAUUACAACGAUGAUUUGUAUAGACGUGACCCUUACUACGAUUUAUACGAUAGAAAAAGAUAUUAUCCCGGCCCUAGAGUUGACAGAUACGAUGAACCUUAUGAUAAUUAUGUCCCACGAAAACCUAAGAGAAUAAUUUACUACGCCCAUCUACCAGAAGUAGUGAGGACACCGCCGAGUGUCGAUUUGAGAUAUCGAUAUUCUAACGAUCCUUAUCGACGUUUUGAUGACGAUUAUUACGCGAGAACUGGCAGGUAUGAUUAUAGAUUUAGGAAUAGAUACCCGUAUGCUGCUUUAAGAAAAGACGAGAGGAAUUACAGAGAUUUAGUUAUCGCUGGGACUGAUGCCAGAGAUAAAAAGAUAGAUGAAAAAGUAACUCCAACACCAAUAUUGCCUAAGAAGGAAGAAAAAAAAGACAAACAAGUUAACGUCAAUCGAAAUGCGAAUAGAAAUACUAUAAACAGCCAUCAGUAUCACGAAAGUGCAAAUAAUUUUAACGAUCAGAUGAAUCGUAAAGCUUUUGUAGACGCUAAAAGGCCUGAUGACGGAUAUUUCAGAUUUGAUGAGCCUUUCUUCCAUUCAGCUAUCGAUGAUUCUUAUCAAAGAAAAUAUUAAUUCAAUUACCAUAUAAUUAAAUGUGUUCUUUUGAAGUUUUCAAAUAUGUAUAGUACUUUGAAAACUUCGAAAUUAAAUUAGAUAGGAGAUGGGUUUUUUAAUUGGUAUUUAAUAUUUAAAUAAUACAAGUGUUAAACUAUUCAUGUAAUCUGAGAGUAAUAAAUUGGACUACG